UUUGUCCGACUUGCCCACAUGGUUCAGUUGCCCAGAGACGAAAACCAACGACGACCAUAUGUCCAAGUUAAAGAGUCGCUAAACAGAAGGUCAUACAACAGGUCGGCUCCAGAGGUUAUCCGGAACGCUGUCUAUUCUCCCGAGUCUGAUGUUUUCAGUUUCGCUUUCGUUAUCUGGGAGAUUUUGAAUUUCCUCUCCGGUAAUCAGCGGGACUCACUGAACCAGUUCGACGAAUUAACGCAGAAUGAUCUGUAUGGUAAAAUGGUAUCACAGAACCCAACGGAUUACUUCCCACCUCCCGGUAACUGCACCACGGAGCUGUAUGACUUGAUGACGCAGUGCUGGAACGUCGAGCGGAAACAGCGACCAAGCCUCGAUACAAUCAUUGCUCAACUUGACACGGAAAUAGAGCGUUAUAAUGCUGGAUGUGGAGGCGAAAGUCCUUAUAUGUUGAUACCUGAUCGUCCAACAGAAACACAUAUUCCCGUGGGACAAGAUCUGCCUGGCUACAUAAUCAUGUCUUUUAAAACAACCACCGAUUCAGACAUAGAGGAGGAGCCUGAGGCACACGGUGAUGUUGGACAAAUUCCAAACGAGAAACCUCCGAAGCUUCCUCCAAGACCGGAGGAAACUAUUAACAGAAGAGAGAGCCAGAGCAGUAGUAAAAGGUCGUCUAUUCGACAUGGCAAGGUCUUUAGUUCUGAAGAGUUCGAUACUGUAGACAGAUUAUCGAAAUCCACAAACAUUCCUGACUCAUGACGCUGAUCGCGGUCAACCGAUUGUUUCAGCGUCGUAACGGAAAAUGUCGACUGUUAACGGAAAAUGUCGACUGUUAACGAAACAUGUCGACUCUUAACGAAAAAUGUCGACUCUUAACGAAAAAUAUUGAUUCGUGUCGAACAAUGACGACUUUGUGAACAGAAGAUAAUUGUGUCAAAAUCAGCACUACGUUAUCAUAUCCACUGAAAUCUGUGAUUAUUGUUGUGUAUAUAGUACCACACACUGGGUUUAAACUUAACAGUAUUACUGUAUGCUAAAUUUAUACAGUAGCAUAUAUUUAUGAAUUGUUUCCGCUCAAAGUUAAGAUAUACACAUAGUGGCUGAAGAAAUACCAUCACUGUUUCUUAUGCAGGAUCAUGAAUGGUUUCUUAAAUAGCUGGUGUCAGUUGAUACUGUUUUCUGUUUAGGUUUAAGAAAAUAUCUUCAUUAACACCAGACCUUGCCAUUUUAGGAGAGCUGUCGCUCUCGCUCCAUGUUACUCCUCUGAGACUAGUCCAACGAGAGUGAUAUAUAGCUCACCUUAGCAUGUGGAUUUAUAUGGUAUAAGUAUGGUAAUAUCUCAAAUGGCUCCUCAUAAUCUAAGUUAGGGGAGCAAUUUAUCACUCCUCAAUUUGUUUUCACUGCGAGGUCAGUGAAUAUGGCCAAGGAUGACACUUUUAUGGAAGGUAAAAAAAAGGACACUUUCAGGGCCAAAUGGUUGUUUCAUGUGUAGUUCGGAAUUUAGGGUGAAAUACGAAAGUUCGAUACAUAGGGUCAUAUACAAUUGGUUUAUAGGAAGGAUAAAAUAAUGAGUUACAAAUUAUAUUGUUAUAGCAUAAGCCAUAAGUCGGAUAUAACUGUUACAGUUGUCUUAGUACAUCCUAGAACAAAACUGAAAGUACAUGAUAGAUUUUCACGUUAGUUAUUACACUUAUUAUUUGUGAUUCAGGUGUAAACAAAAUGACAGAAAUCCGUGUUUUGAUCUCUGUGCCAAAAUACUUUUGCAUCUUUCGAAAGUGUUGAAGAUCCGAGGAGUGCAAACUUGACAUCUUUGUGCAUUUUGAAAUAUUUAAGAUGACGUCCGAAAUGGCUGACAAAACAUACAACUUGCGAUACGACGGAUUCGUUAUUAACUAAGACGAAACUGUUGAUGUCUAUGACAGUGUUUUAUGAGCCAAGGACUUCAUUAUGAAAUACUCCCAGUUAAUAAAUGUAUUCCAACAUCAUUUACACCCAGCAUGGCCAACCCUAUAGCAGCGAGAACAAAUUAUUGUAAUUUAUUGUAGUUUACAUCAACUGUAGCAUGAUUGUAAUGUUGGUGACUGAGAUUUAUUCGUCAAGGAAUUAAUUUAUAACAACCUCUUGCUGACUGAGAUAUUGCAUAAUAAAUUAAAAUUUAAAUCUGGUUAAAUAUCUGCAUCAUAAUCGGUUGCAAUAGCUGGUGUUUGGGGUAACGUAAAAUAUGGGUUUCAUGGAAGGGGGUCAAAGAUGAUGGCUUUCAAGAGUAAACUUGCACCAAAGAUGAUAUUUUCAUAGGUAGUGUUGAAGAUGUCAGCUUCAUUGGUACGAUUUGUAAUGCAAGGUGGGUGGGUUGAUUUAGCGGGUGUAGGGGAGGGGGGCUAUGGGUAGAGUGGAAAUGACAGUUUCAAGAUAGGGAUGUCAAUGUCCGCUAAAUGGAUAAUAAAUUCUUGUUACAGUGUAAGCUAGUACUAAGGUAAUAAGGCUCUAUGUUUUGAAAGUAUUAAUGGCUGUUGAUGGAAAAUUAGUGAUAUUAUAGCUUUAAUCUGUUUGUUUUAACUCUGCCAGUCAGGUAUCUGAUAUGGCGAUUUCUGACAUAUAUUAUGCUUUUGAUAACGUAAUGUAAAUGAAAUUGCCUGCAUUGGAAAUGAAUUUGGAAAAACAUUAUGUGUUUUAAUUGUGUGUUAAACAUAAAAUGUUGUUGUUGUUUUUUUGUAAAUUAUAAUUAAUAACAUGUUUUUGUUGACCUAGUUCUGUAGUUCUUUCUUGAAUUUUUUUAAUGGUGUUUGAUGCCUGAUGAGAAAAUAGAACCCUUGUGUUAUUAGUUAUUCGUUUUGUUCUUAUUUCUAAUAAUUUAUGUCAGCUAUAAAGACGUGCUACCGAAAGGUUAAUAGAUUGGCAGGCCCUAAUUACCGAGCUACUCUCGGGCCUACUAAAAUUCCAAACCUAACGUAGCUCAAUACCUUUUCCUUUAGACCGACCGUUCAAAAUUGCGCCCGAUUUCCUUCUUCUUAAUCCUACGGGAUAUUCCAAAUUACA
Molecule: messenger RNA, 3036 nt
Organism: Gigantopelta aegis
Lineage: Eukaryota; Metazoa; Mollusca; Gastropoda; Neomphalida; Peltospiridae
Product: fibroblast growth factor receptor 1-like
Exons: 4
Coding region: 19-759 (246 amino acids)
Biological process (GO): cell surface receptor protein tyrosine kinase signaling pathway; protein phosphorylation; positive regulation of kinase activity
Cellular component (GO): signaling receptor complex
Molecular function (GO): ATP binding; transmembrane receptor protein tyrosine kinase activity
Source: RefSeq, a predicted model, not a curated record